CUUCACCGGGGUCACACGUCAUCCCUGACGGAUCGCUGAGUCAGGUGACAGACGCUGUGCCCUCUGAUUUGCUGUGGCGGUCGCCGGAAGGCGCGCUCUGAUUGGUCGGUGUCUCCCGGAACUCGCAGUCGUGGCGCAAGAUGGCUGCGGCGGUGCUGGAGGUAGAAGUGGUGGGAGCCGGAGGAGCCGGGGUCAGGGAGGCGGUGGAUGAGCAGGUGUAUCUGUCUGAGCUGGCCCCGGAAGAACGAUGGCGGGUGGAACACGCCCAGAUGCACGCCAAGCACAAAGGCCACGAAGCCAUGCACGCGGAGAUGGUGCUGAUCCUCAUCGCCACUCUGGUGGUGGCACAACUGCUGCUGGUGCAGUGGAAGCAGAGACAUCCGCGCUCCUACAACAUGGUGACUCUGUUCCAGAUGUGGAUCGUUCCUGUGUACUUCACGGUGAAGCUGCACUGGUGGCGGUUCCUGGGGAUCUGGGUGCUCUUCUCGCUGGUCACCGCCUUUAUUACCUUUAGGGCUACUCGGAAGCCGCUGGAACAGACCACCCCCAGGCUGGUGUAUAAAUGGUUCCUCUUGCUGUACAAAAUGAGCUACGCCACCGGCAUCGUGGGAUACAUCGCUGUUAUGUUCACGCUGUUUGGGCUGAAUUUAUUGUUCCGAAUAAAGCCAGAAGACGCCAUGGACUUCGGCAUCUCCCUUCUCUUCUACGGACUGUAUUAUGGAGUGCUCGGGCGGGACUUUGCGGAGAUGUGCGCUGAUUACAUGGCGUCCACGAUAGGUUUUUACAGUGCGUCCGGCAUGCCCACAAAGCAUCUCUCCGACAGCGUGUGCGCCGUGUGCGGACAGCCCAUCUUCGUGGAUGUCAAUGAGGAGGGAAUCAUAGAAAACACCUACAGGCUGUCCUGCAACCAUGUUUUCCAUGAGUUCUGUAUCCGAGGAUGGUGCAUUGUCGGGAAGAAGCAGACGUGUCCGUACUGCAAGGAGAAAGUAGACCUGAAGAGGAUGUUCAGCAACCCCUGGGAGAGGCCGCAUGUCAUGUAUGGGCAGCUUCUGGAUUGGCUACGGUACCUUGUUGCAUGGCAGCCCGUUAUCAUUGGACUUGUACAAGGGAUCAACUAUUGUUUGGGGCUUGAAUGAGGUCCCCUCCCAAAUCCUGAGAAGGUCCAGGCUCCCGUACCACCCAGAGGAAGAGGAAAGGCAGCUCAAGUCAGUGGACACCUUCUCUGGAGUUUUGCUAUUGGAAUCUGGAGCUGCUUGGGCUCUCUCCUCCAAAGUGUUAUCAGCAACCUUCACUGGAGAAUUUUUGUUGUAUUAUUUAUUACAACAUUGUCUAUAAUAAUAUUUUUUUUUUCCAUUUUUGGCACUACAUGCAUUUGUGUAUUUUUAGUUUUUAUCUCUAGUGCUGAAAUGCGUUAGCCUUCCAGCACCAAAGGCUCAUUAGGUGUCUCCUACACUCCCAAAGACCUGAGAAGAGGGGUCACAUACAGCAAGUCACUUGUUGACCAAGCGCUUGUUAAAUCGUUGUAAUACCCAGAGUAUCGGACACAGAAGAUGCAGCUGCGCGUUUCGCUUUUGCACAUCGGAGUUGGAUUUAUGCUGUCUGUUGUACAUGGAGUUAUGUGUCUUUGUUUCCGUUGCGAGCAUAUAGUGCUAUAUCUGGGUCCGUGGAACGGCCUUACUUGCUGCUCUAUGUACCAGUUUCCUAUAUUUGGGGAAUUAUAAGGUUUGCCAAGGACCAACCUAACUUUAUCAUCAGGGAAGUGGUCACAGGCAGGUUUUGCCUUUUUUUAAUUGUCCUGAUAUGGUUUAACUUUUACCACGUUUAUUUUAAUAACCAAGAGACUGCAGAGGGUCUGACUCCUCAUUUUCUACAGCGCUGUGUAUGCAGCUAACAUUUGCACAUCUUGGCCCCCUUUGUAGUAAUGUGCUCUGUGGACAAGAUACAUAAGAUUUACCACUUAAUAAACCACUCCCAAUUUUCCUGGCCUUGUCCAUAGUGCAGUGCACAGAGCUCUGAUAGAGAAGAUGGCAGAAACGUGCGUUUUACAGUGGAGGUGGCAGAAACGUGCGUUUUACAGUGGAGGUGGCAGAAACGUACGUUUGUAAGUUCAGUAAGGAACCUUCCAUGUUGCUUCACUUCAUACUGAUUGGACUUGCUGGGGCCUAGUUCAGACCGGUGCCUCAUUAAUGGCAAUGGAUAAUGCAUUUAUCACCUCUCUAACUAAGGUUGCGAAUGCAGAUUUUUCAUUGGCCCCAGGUACAGGUUUUUGGUUUCCUUUAUAAAAUGUAAAUUUUUGUUAUUCCCACCUAUGCACCUUUUUAAUUUAUUCCUCCAGUGUGUACAGAACAAGCUAGAUGGAAACUGAGGAAGUUAUGUAGCGUAACAAUGGUCCUAGCAGACCCUGUUAUUGUGUCCGUCAUCCGGUCUCUUAGACAGUGUUAGGUUCUGGAGGUUCUUUCAGUGUUUCAUCGCCUGGGAUUAUCAGAACGCCAUUGUGUCAUCUACAGGAGGACAAAUGUGAAGUCACUUAUUUAUGUUUAGCUUCCGUGCGUGAAGGUUCAGGUAUUUAUACUGCAUUUACGGCACCAUAACAGAGAUGUUUCCAGCUGUAAAGUGAACGCAGAAGUAAUCCUGCACCCGUGUGCGGUUGUCUCCACGCCACGCAGAAGGCCUCAAGAAAAUAAAACCUGUAAUAAAAUUCUUUGGGUACUGAUGGUUUCCA
This is a messenger RNA of Pseudophryne corroboree (corroboree frog), 2722 nucleotides long. It is a transcript of the gene RNF121, whose product is annotated as ring finger protein 121. The coding region runs from base 141 to 1136 and encodes 331 amino acids. Gene Ontology annotation, molecular function: metal ion binding; ubiquitin protein ligase activity. The record is from RefSeq and is a predicted model, not a curated record. The transcript has 9 exons. Lineage: Eukaryota; Metazoa; Chordata; Amphibia; Anura; Myobatrachidae. Gene Ontology annotation, cellular component: endoplasmic reticulum membrane; Golgi membrane.